GAGCUCGGUGCUGAAGACGCUCAGCUCCGUGGCCGAGGAGGACGAGGUGACGAACGAGAAGCAGUUCGUGGCCAUCCUCGAGGCCAUGGGCCAGUCGUUCCUGCAGGCCGACAUCAACGUGUUCCGCCUGAACUUGGCCACACUGCAGAUGCUCAACUGCAAGUGGAAGCUCUAUCACAAGCCGGUGUUCCGCCGCUUGCUGCUGGCACGCUUCAUGACGGUGCUGCUGCAGACGCUGCUGCAGCGCUCGCACGACCUGCUGCGCGACGAGAUCGCCGGCUGCCUGCACGAGCUGGCCGCCGUCGACUUCGCCGACUUCUUCGACCGGUUCGUGCCGGGCGUGCUGCUGGACACGCCGGGCCUGGACGCGCCGCAGCGGCGCACGCUGGCCGCCCUGCUGCCGCGCCGCACCGACCUGCCCACGUUCAGCUGCGGUGGUGACCUCUACACGGCCGGUACCCUGCGGCAGUACCUCAAGGAGGUGGUCAACGAGGCGCUGAAUGUUUACUGCGAGAGUCUGAAGCAGUCAGGGGGUGGAUCCAGUGCCUUUCAGUGCAGCUGCCCUGCCGGCUUCAAGUGGUGCGCUGGACACUGCUACAAACUGCAAGAGGCGUUCAUGACGCAUGACCAAGCUGAUGCCAGCUGUGUACAGAUCAACUCACACCUGGCGGUGCCACGCAGUCGUGAAGAGAACCUGUGCGUCGCCGUUAUAGCCAGUGAAGAGGACACGUGGCUGGGCAUCAACGAUCGGUAUAGCUGA
Messenger RNA from Pollicipes pollicipes, 760 nucleotides. RefSeq names its product exportin-6-like. NCBI's taxonomy places the organism in Eukaryota, Metazoa, Arthropoda, Thecostraca, Pollicipedomorpha, Pollicipedidae. Gene Ontology annotation, biological process: protein export from nucleus. The transcript is spliced from 3 exons. The annotation marks the transcript as partial. The record is from RefSeq and is a predicted model, not a curated record. Gene Ontology annotation, molecular function: nuclear export signal receptor activity.